Molecule: messenger RNA, 822 nt
Organism: Ctenocephalides felis (cat flea)
Lineage: Eukaryota; Metazoa; Arthropoda; Insecta; Siphonaptera; Pulicidae
Exons: 2
Coding region: 175-810 (211 amino acids)
Source: RefSeq, a predicted model, not a curated record
AUUAAUACUUUUGCAGAUAUUGCCUAUACUCGAUUUCAUUCAGUGAUAACUAAAAAUAAAAUUUAAAAACUAAAACAAUUGAGAUUAAAAAAUUAUAGGUGUAAAAAGUACUCAUAAUUAGUUUAUCUUAGAAUUAGGAGCAGAAAAUUUGAUAAUUCACGUUAUGAUUUAACAAUGUCAAGAUUCGAAGACAUUCCCCUACAACCGAAAUCCCCAAGAGAAUAUUUCGAACCCCUGCUUGUAGAAGACCUACUGGCCACAAAGCAUCCUUUAGAAGCCCAUUACGGCAAAUGCAGUAUAAUAGGAAAAUUAAUAUACGACGAAAACGAUAAAAUGUAUUACUUGGAAAGUUUACGCAUCCCCGCCUUGCCUCAAGAUAUUCAACUCCCCGAUGGCUAUUUUAGAAUUAGAUUAAUAACAGGCCUUCUUGGUACAAACUUGCCAUUAAAUAGCACAGUCGAAGCACUAGGUGAAGUGGUAUUGUGGAAUAACCAAGUGCCGCACCAUGAUUCUGAAAAUGUUUUGACUAAAACAUCUCAAGAUCUGUAUUUGCAAUUGAAUGAGCAUUAUGCAGAAAUGGCAGAACAGUUGAAUUUGCCGAAAAAGGAUUUGUCCGGUUGUUUAAUAGAUUUACCUGUUGAGAUGCGGAAGUGUAUCUCAGAUGAAUUGAAAAGAAUGAAAAGUGUAUAUAAGAUUGUGUUUAAACCUUAUCAUGUUUCGAAAACAUCUCAUGCCUGUGAUAUUAUAGGUGCAAAUUUGGAAAUUAAGUACCUUUGCAAGAGCAAGUCCUCAAAUGGUGUUAAUUGUUAAUAUAGUUGAUUU